Messenger RNA from Nomascus leucogenys (northern white-cheeked gibbon), 6733 nucleotides. It is a transcript of the gene FMN2, whose product is annotated as formin 2. Gene Ontology annotation, biological process: intracellular signal transduction; cortical actin cytoskeleton organization; actin filament network formation. The record is from RefSeq and is a predicted model, not a curated record. Gene Ontology annotation, cellular component: cytoskeleton; cytoplasm. NCBI's taxonomy places the organism in Eukaryota, Metazoa, Chordata, Mammalia, Primates, Hylobatidae. Gene Ontology annotation, molecular function: actin filament binding.
GGGGUUGUGUAUGUGGCCGUGACCCGAUGGCACCUCUAAACUGGAAUUGGGCUUCAGUUUUUCCCCAUGUAAAAAUUUCUUCUUUUUUGUUUAACUUUUCUCUUGGUAGGUCCAGCAGCUUUGAAGAUCAGAGUGCAUCUUCCAGCUGACGAUCUCUCCGGUCGGGGACAAUGCAUUCGAUUCGCACGCUGGAGAUUAAAGUCCCCGAGAUAGAGGAAACGUUUUUCGCGCCCAGGUUCAGCGAAGAGCCGCGCGGGGGCCGAGGGGGCGGCGGCGGCGGGCGGGGAGCCAGGCCCGAGCUGCGUUCUGCGCAGCCAUUGGCGGGCGCCGCGCUCUGCACUGAGCAUGUUCGCGCCCCGCCGGCCCCGAGCCGCAGCCGCAGCCGCAGCGAAGGCAGCCACGGGAGCCGCCGCGCAUUAUGCAAAGCGGCGGCAGAUGCGAGCGGGGCCAGCCGGGCGCGCGUCGGCCUCCCCUCCCAGCGGCUCGCCCCGCCGCCGCCUGACUCUCCCGGGAGACUCCCUCGGCCAGGGCCCGGGGCCGAGGAGGGCCGGGAUGGCCUGAGUGCCCGCGGCGCGGCGGCGCAGCAGCGGGAUUGCACCAUGGGGAACCAGGAUGGGAAGCUGAAGAGGAGCGCAGGUGAUGCCUUGCACGAAGGCGGCGGCGGCGGCGGUGGCGCCGAGGAUGCGCUGGGGCCCAGGGAUGUGGAAGCCACAAAGAAGGGGAGCGGGGGCAAGAAGGCGCUAGGCAAGCACGGCAAGGGGGGAGGGGGCGGCGGGGAGUCGGGCAAGAAGAAGAGCAAGUCGGACUCCAGAGCCUCGGUGUUUUCCAACCUGCGGAUCAGGAAGAAUCUGUCCAAGGGGAAAGGCGCCGGCGGCUCCCGUGAAGAUGUGCUGGAUUCCCAGGCCCUGCAGACCGGGGAGCUGGACAGCGCUCACUCCCUGCUCACCAAGACUCCGGACCUCAGCCUCUCGGCGGACGAGACCGGCCUGUCGGAUACCGAGUGUGCGGACCCUUUUGAGGUGACCCGACCAGGGGGUCCUGGGCCUGCCGAGGCUAGGGUCGGGGGCCGGCCGAUCGCCGAGGAUGUGGAAACUGCAGCAGGGGCGCAGGACGGACAAAGGACCAGCUCGGGCUCGGACACGGAUAUCUAUAGCUUCCACUCGGCUACGGAGCAAGAGGAUUUGCUUUCCGACAUCCAGCAGGCGAUCCGCCUGCAGCAGCAGCAGCAGCUCCAGCUCCAGCUUCAGCAACAGCAGCAGCAGCAGCAGCUCCAGGGCGCCGAGGAGCCUGCAGCGCCCCCCACCGCCAUCUCCCCUCAGCCCGGGGCCUUCCUGGGCCUGGACCGGUUCCUGCUGGGGCCGAGCGGCGGGGCUGGGGAGGCCCCGGGCAGUCCGGACACUGAGCAGGCGCUGUCCGCGCUCUCGGACCUGCCCGAGAGCCUGGCCGCCGAGCCCCGGGAGCCCCAGCAACCGCCGUCCCCCGGCGGCCUCCCGGUCUCCGAGGCGCCCAGCCUCCCGGCAGCCCAACCCGCGGCCAAAGACUCGCCCUCCUCCACGGCUUUCCCAUUUCCCGAGGCCGGGCCGGGGGAGGAAGCGGCCGGAGCCCCCGUGCGAGGGGCUGGGGACACGGAUGAGGAGGGUGAGGAGGAUGCUUUUGAGGAUGCGCCCCGGGGCUCUCCGGGGGAGGAGUGGGCCCCGGAGGUGGGAGAGGACGCCCCGCAGAGGCUGGGGGAAGAGCUGGAGGAGGAGGCGCAAGGACUUGACGCCCCCGCGGCCACUUCCCUGCCAGGCAGCCCCGCGCCCAGCCAACGCUGUUUCAAGCCCUACCCGCUCAUCACCCCCUGCUACAUCAAGACCACCACCCGGCAGCUCAGCUCGCCCAAUCACUCCCCGUCUCAGUCCCCUAAUCAAAGCCCCAGGAUCAAGAGGCGGCCGGAGCCCUCCCUGAGCCGAGGGUCCAGAACUGCCCUGGCCUCCGUAGCCGUCCCAGCCAAGAAGCACCGGGCCGACGGCGGCCUUGCGGCCGGCCUGAGCCGCUCGGCUGACUGGACGGAGGAGCUAGGCGCCCGCACGCCCCGGGCGGGAGGCUCCGCGCACCUGCUGGAGCGCGGGGUGGCCAGUGACAGCGGCGGUGGGGUGUCCCCAGCACUGGCCACCAAGGCGUCUGGGGCGCCCGCGGCUGCAGAUGGCUUCCAGAACGUGUUCACAGGGCGAACGCUGUUGGAGAAGCUGUUCAGCCAGCAGGAGAACGGGCCUCCAGAAGAAGCUGAGAAGUUUUGCUCGCGGAUCAUUGCCAUGGGUCUUCUCCUUCCUUUUAGUGAUUGCUUCAGGGAACCGUGUAAUCAGAAUGCCCAGACCAAUGCAGCUUCAUUUGAUCAAGAUCAACUUUAUACCUGGGCGGCAGUUAGUCAACCCACACACUCGUUGGACUAUUCAGAAGGGCAGUUUCCUAGGCGAGUCCCAUCCAUGGGGCCACCAUCCAAACCUCCCGAUGAGGAACAUAGGCUCGAGGAUGCUGAAACAGAAUCUCAAUCUGCUGUUUCAGAAACUCCCAAAAAAUGCUUGGAUGCUGUCCAGAAGGAAGUUGUUGACAUGAAGUCUGAGGGACAGGCCACUGUAAUUCAGCAGCUGGAACAGACUAUUGAGGAUCUGAGAACCAAAAUAGCUGAACUAGAGAGGCAGUAUCCUGCCCUGGACACAGAGGUGGCCUGUGGUCGUCAAGGGCUUGAGAAUGGAGUCACAGCCUCAGGCGAUGUCUGUCUCGAAGCUCUCAGGUUGGAAGAAAAGGAAGUACGACAUCAAAGGAUUUUAGAGGCGAAAUCGAUACAGACUUCCCCGACAGAAGAGGGCGGGGUACUGACACUGCCUCCUGUGGAUGCGCUGCCAGGGCGUCCUCCAUGCCCCCCUGGGGCUGAAAGUGGACCUCAGACAAAGUUCUGUUCAGAGAUUUCUUUGAUUGUGUCUCCAAGGCGAAUAUCAGUCCAGCUCGACAGCCAUCAGUCCACACAGAGCAUCUCACAGCCUCCACCACCUCCAUCCCUUCUAUGGUCUGCUGGUCAAGGACAGCCUGGGUCACAGCCGCCGCAUUCUUCUCUUUCUACCGAGUUUGAAACCAGCCAUGAACACUCUGUUUCCUCCGCCUUUAAAAACAGCUGUAACAUCCCAUCUCCACCACCUCUGCCUUGCACAGAGUCCUCCAGCUCCACGCCUGGCCUGGGCAUGGUGCCUCCCCCACCUCCCCCUCUCCCUGGCAUGACAGUGCCUACUCUGCCCAGUACAGCCAUUCCCCAACCUCCUCCUCUGCCGGGUACAGAAAUGCUGCCACCCCCUCCCCCUCCUCUUCCUGGAGCGGGCAUACCCCCUCCGCCCCCACUUCCUGGAGCGGGAAUACCCCCUCCGCCCCCACUUCCUGGAGCGGGAAUACCCCCUCCGCCCCCACUUCCUGGAGCGGGAAUACCCCCUCCGCCCCCUCUACCCACAGUGGGAAUACCUCCUCCGCCGCCUCUACCUGGAGCGGGGAUACCCCCUCCGCCCCCACUACCCGGAGCGGGCAUACCCCCUCCGCCCCCUCUACCCGGGGCAGGCAUACCCCCUCCACCCCCUCUACCCGGGGCGGGCAUACCCCCUCCGCCCCCACUUCCCGGAGCGGGCAUACCCCCUCCGCCCCCUCUACCUGGAGUGGGAAUACCCCCUCCGCCCUCUCUACCCACAGUGGGAAUACCUCCUCCGCCGCCUCUACCCGGAGCGGGGAUACCCCCUCCGCCCCUACUACCCGGAGCGGGCAUACCCCCUCCACCCCCACUUCCUGGGGCGGGCAUACCUCCUCCGCCCCCACUACCCGGAGUGGGGAUACCCCCUCCGCCCCCUCUACCUGGAGUGGGAAUACCUCCUCCGCCCCCACUUCCCGGAGUGGGCAUACCCCCUCCACCCCCUCUACCCGGAGCGGGCAUACCCCCUCCGCCCCCACUUCCCGGAGCGGGCAUACCCCCUCCGCCCCCUCUACCCGGGGGGAUACCCCCUCCGCCCCCUCUACCCGGAGUGGGGAUACCCCCUCCACCCCCUCUUCCCGGAGCAGGGAUACCCCCUCCGCCCCCUCUACCUGGAGUGGGAAUACCUCCUCCGCCCCCUCUACCUGGUGCUGGGAUUCCCCCACCUCCUCCCUUGCCAGGUAUGGGGAUUCCACCUGCUCCAGCUCCCCCACUCCCUCCACCUGGGACAGGAAUCCCACCGCCCCCUCUGCUCCCUGCAUCAGGCCCUCCACUCCUCCCACAAGUUGGGAGUAGCACUUUACCAACCCCACAGGUGUGUGGAUUUCUUCCUCCUCCAUUGCCAAGUGGCUUGUUUGGAUUAGGGAUGAAUCAGGACAAAGGGAGUAGGAAGCAGCCCAUAGAGCCUUGUCGACCAAUGAAGCCUCUUUACUGGACCAGGAUUCAACUACAUAGUAAAAGAGACUCCAGUACUUCACUUAUUUGGGAAAAAAUUGAAGAGCCAUCCAUAGAUUGUCAUGAAUUUGAGGAAUUAUUUUCUAAAAGUGCUGUAAAGGAGAGAAAGAAACCUAUCUCUGAUACUAUCUCAAAGACGAAGGCUAAACAAGUUGUCAAGUUAUUAAGCAACAAAAGAUCACAAGCAGUUGGAAUACUAAUGUCUAGUCUUCAUUUAGAUAUGAAAGACAUACAACAUGCUGUUGUGAACUUGGAUAAUUCUGUGGUUGACCUGGAGACCCUUCAAGCUCUCUAUGAGAAUAGAGCACAGUCAGACGAACUCGAAAAAAUAGAAAAGCACGGCCGAUCUUCCAAAGACAAGGAAAAUGCCAAGUCCCUGGACAAACCUGAACAGUUCCUUUAUGAACUGUCACUAAUCCCCAACUUUUCAGAGCGAGUCUUUUGCAUCCUGUUCCAGUCCACAUUUUCAGAAAGCAUUUGCUCAAUUCGUCGCAAACUGGAAUUACUACAGAAAUUGUGUGAGACAUUAAAAAAUGGCCCAGGGGUUAUGCAGGUUCUAGGUUUGGUUCUUGCCUUUGGCAACUACAUGAAUGGAGGAAAUAAGACUCGAGGACAGGCCGAUGGCUUUGGGUUAGACAUUCUUCCAAAACUGAAAGAUGUCAAGAGCAGUGACAAUAGCAGAAGCCUUUUGUCAUAUAUUGUUUCGUAUUAUCUCCGAAAUUUUGAUGAGGAUGCUGGAAAAGAACAGUGCCUCUUUCCACUGCCAGAACCCCAGGACCUUUUUCAGGCCUCACAGAUGAAGUUUGAAGAUUUUCAAAAAGAUCUCAGAAAACUGAAGAAAGACUUGAAAGCCUGUGAAGUUGAAGCGGGGAAAGUAUACCAGGUCUCCUCAAAAGAGCAUAUGCAGCCUUUCAAAGAAAACAUGGAACAAUUUAUUAUUCAAGCCAAAAUUGACCAAGAGGCAGAGGAAAAUUCACUGACAGAGACUCAUAAAUGCUUUUUGGAGACCACGGCAUAUUUCUUCAUGAAACCAAAACUUGGAGAGAAGGAGGUGUCCCCAAAUGCUUUCUUCAGUAUCUGGCAUGAAUUCAGCUCUGACUUUAAAGACUUCUGGAAGAAAGAGAACAAACUUCUUCUACAAGAGAGAGUAAAAGAAGCCGAAGAGGUUUGUAGACAGAAGAAGGGAAAAUCACUUUAUAAAAUAAAACCAAGACAUGACUCUGGAAUUAAAGCAAAGAUAAGCAUGAAAACUUGAACAAGGAAAAGCAGAAUGAAAAUGAGUCAUUGCAACGACUUUCACAAAAUUCAGCUGACCUGAGGGUGGGAGGGAAACUACCGUCAUUCUGCUCAUGUUUCUUCUUCACCUCUUGCAUAAUCUUUUUGUUUUCUAGACAGUUCACUAAUUGUUGAAUUUUACUGUAUAUUCAUAUAAAAAUGCAAAAGUACUAGACCAGUGGAGAAUUUGACACCUUUUCUUUUUGUAAAAGUUUAUGGUAUUAUACCGAUAGACCAAAACAGCAUGUAUAAGAGGCAGUAUCUGCACUAAUUCUGAACAUGCUAAACAUUAACUAAAAUUCACUGUUGUGAGAAUAUUCCUCGUCACAGCAAAAACACUUUCCUUUCUACUGACAACCAGUACUCCACAUCACAGCAUUUAGACAUAUGGGUAAAAUGUUAUUUCUAGUGAAUUGUUUGUAUCAGUUUCAUGUCUAAGUAUAAAUUUUCUAUUUUAAAAUUUAAGAACCAUUUAUAAUCAGUGCUUUCCCAACUCUUGGGUUGCUCUCCAUAACUAUAUAUUUGUGAAAGAAGAUGGUCAUUUUUUUUUUACUGAAGUCAUAUAAUGACUUGAGUCAGCUCAUAAUGCAUUGUGAUGAUUUUGUAUGAGCUAGGUUUUUUUGUUUCCAUUACUUUUAAUGAUCUUCAUUGCAAGUUAUAGUUGUGGAUAAAGGGGAGAAUUUAUUGCUCUUGCAAACCAAUUAUGGAAAGCAACUUAAGAAAAACAAUGUUCUAAAUCAUAAUUGUUUGUAUUUAUGUAAAGUAUGGUCUCUUACUUUUUAGUUUGUAGUUUAAGUGCAAAGAAACAGUAGUGGGUUUUUUUCUAUUGUUUUGUAGUCUUCCUGUCCCCUUCAGUCCCUCCAGUGUGUAUAUUACCAUUCUCCAAUGAAAUAAUAGGGCAUUUAACAAAGAUCGCUAUGUGCAAUACUGUAUUUAGUGUUUCUAUUUCAAUUUUUCUAGGAUGUUAAUUUAUAUGAAAAUAAAAUGAAUAAUAAAAGAAUAAAGAUACUUGCAAAA